UAGAAAAGAUAUUGCACUGUGGUACUUGUAAAAUUCACUAAAGGAGAUUUCCAGUGGAGAGAGGCCCAGACCAUGCCAACGGUCGAAUGGAAUCGUAUAAAACCUUCUAGAUUGAAAUAGAAACCCUGAAUCUCCAGGGUUGCUAGCUAGAAACGGUCCGUACACUUCAAGUGCAAGCCCUAGUUUUCCACUCUCUGUAAAUUUAACCAGAAAUGGAGCGACGAGAAGAGCAAGAACAAAAACAGUUGAUAUGGAAAUCGGAGCCGGAAUCAAUGGUUUCGAUCACAAUCGGCAGAACCAUGGCUACUCUCCUGGCUGCCCGUCCCAAGAAACUCCACCACUCCAUUUCUCGCCUCUCGCCUGACUCCUCCAUCAAAUCCUCGCUCGAUUCUUUGGAUUAUUCGCUCUGGUUUCUUCACAAGUACGUUAGAGAUGCAGCUCAGAGAGACGGGAAUUUGGAUGAGAUUCUCGUUCCCAUAAUUCAGCACUCAUUGAAGUACAAGGACUCAAAGCAUGACAAUCAACCUAUGAUACUUCUCAAUUGGCUCUUCCAAGAUGAGUUUCUUUUUCAAGCAGUUGCAAUGAAUCUUGCAAAUAUAAUUACAAGGAAAGAUGACCGGUAUAUAGCUUUUGGUUGGUGUACUCUUGUGCGAGGGCUCAUGGAGUACGAAAAUGUUAUGGAUCAAUAUUUGUUUAAUGGAAUAAAGGAGAAGUAUAGUGCUUUGUUGAAGAUGCUUUGCACUUGUAUUCCGCACUUAUCAUGUAUUGCCCGUAAAGGAAGCACUUUGCAGGAUAAAUUUGAGCUCCCUUCACGCCUUUCAGUGGCUGCUGCAGAUUGUUUGUUGACAUUAACUGAAGGGCUGACAAAAAAACCUAUGCUAAGUAGCAGAACUAAAUCGUUGAAAUCCAGUGAAUCCAAUCCGCCAGUUAGUCUAUUAGCAUCAAGCAUUGAUGAGAGAAAAAUAAGCACAGUUCAUAAAUCUUCUGAAGUCCUAAACGUGGGCAUGGAAGAUUUGUUUUGGGAUUAUCUACAGGAUCUCAUUUACCUAGUGGAGAGACUUCUUGCCUGGAGCAGAAAAAGUCGUCCAUUGCACACUAAAGGAUUGGAGCAAGUGCUUAAGUGGUUGAAGGAGAUACAAGUGCAUUAUGGUGGCCUUCAAGAAGAGGCUCAGAUUCUAAAAACAAGAGCAUUGCUACUCUCUUCAUGCUGGAAGCAUUAUGGCAUGCUAUUACACUUGGAAGAUAAAAAAUUUAAUAAGCAGUACAAGGAAUUAUUGGACCAGUACUUGUCGGGCAUCCAGUACUAUUCAAAUAACUAUGUUGAGGGGCAUGCUGAGAGCAAAGAUGGUGGUAUAGAGACCAGAAAAUUUUUCAUAAAUUGCUUAUGCCUUCUGCUUGGGCGUUUUGAUGGGAAACAACUUGAAUGUGUAUUGUUAGAUUAUGGAAAGCAGAUAUCACAUGUGCUUUUAUCGCAGCUUCAUUGCAAUGAUGAAGAUGUAAUAGAUGGGGUUGUCCACAUAUUCAAGGUUAUCAUUUUUAAGACAAAUAAUUCAUCUGGAAGCACUGUAACUGACACCAAUCAAAUGGACUCUAUGGUACCAUUGCUACUUCACCUUCUUGAUGAGCGAGAUGCUGCAGCUAGAGCCGUUGUUAUGCUCAUUGCAGAAUACUGCUCCAUAAGUACUGAUGGUCACUGCCUUGAGGAAGUUCUUAAGCGGCUAGAUUCUGGCAAUGCUAUUAAAAGAAGGAACGCUUUUGAUGUUAUAUCAGAACUGGUUCAUAUAUCAAAAGAUUCAUCACAUAAAGCUCAUCACUCAACCUGGCAAGUUAUAGCAAAUCACUUACUGGGGUGUCUUGAAUAUGAAGAAGCUGCUAUCCAGGAGCAAACACCCAAUUUGCUUCCACUGAUUGACCCAUCAUUUGUGUUACCUGCAUUAGUUCAUCUUGUUUGCUUAUCAGAGGAAAAAGCACAAGCAGCAGCUAGUGAAGCUUUAUUUAGAGUGCUCAAACACCAUAACCAGAAACCUGAAGUUAUAUGCAUGAUGCUUGACAGUCUUAGAAACCUCAGUCAGGACCAAGCUGAUGCAGAAGCUGGAGCAUGUAUGGGGAAAGGAUCAAACUUCGACUGCAAUCGAGUGCUAAGGCUGAUCCCAGAGUGGUCAAAAACUGUUGAGGACUGGAAUGCAUUGAUUGGACCCCUGAUUGACAAGAUGUUUGCAGAGCCAUCAAAUGCUACUAUUGUCAGGUUUUUGAGCUGCAUAAAUGAACAGUUAGCUGAAGCUGCAGAUGUAGUCCUUUCCCGUGUUGUUUUUCAAAUGAAAGGUCAGAAAGGGAUUGAUGAAGAUUUCUUUUCUAGAUGGGAGACUAAAACUUGUCCAAGUGAUGACUCCAUGAGAAUGCAGCAAUCCUUGUUUGAGCGACUUUGCCCUUUACUUAUAGUUAGGCUACUUCCAUUGAGAGUAUUUAAUGAUCUCAAUUCCUCUGUUGUGUAUGGUCAGCUUCGUAAUGCGCCUUUUAUGCAUGAAUAUGGAGAUGUCAGCGUCACUGGUGAUGAUAGUGUUGUUGCUUUCCUUGUAAAUAGAGCAUUUAGUAGGUUCGAGUUUGAAGAUGUAAGAAAACUUGCUGCUGAGCUUUGUGGGCGCAUCCAUCCUCAAGUUCUGCUUCCACUUGUUUGCUCGCAAUUAGAACAUGCCACUGAAUCCCGGGAUAUAUUGAAGAUUAUAGCUUGCCUAUUUUCAGUCUGUACAUCCCUUGUGGUGCGAGGAAAGGAGUCCCUUGUGCAUCCCUUUAUUCUUCAAAUCUGGAGAACUAUUAAAGUGAUUCUGUUAUGGCCAUCAUCAGAUGGAGAUCAAGUUUCCAAAGCACAACAUGGUUGCAUUGAUUGUCUGGCGCUGAUGAUAUGUGCCGAGUCACAAGCUCCUGAAUCGUUCGAAAAUUGCACCUCAUGGAAGAGAAACAUUGCUGGGAAGAAAGGCAAUCGUGGGAAUGCUAUCACAGAAUUCUGUGCCCUCAGAAAUGUGAUCAGCCAGUUAAUAAAUGAUGAAAGUGAUAUCUCUGGGUCCAAGUUGCCAUAUGAAAACUGUGAACCAGUUCCUGUUCCUUUUCGUCUGUGCAUGGCUAAUGUUCUCAUCAGUGCUUGUCAGAAGAUAUCUAACUAUGGGAAAGAACCCCUAGCAAAGACGAUUCUUCCAUGUUUAAUUGAUUCAGUUGAGGUAGAAACUCAACCAGAGAUUAGAGCUGCAUUCAUCCAGGUUAUGUUCUCUGCUGUGUAUCAUCUGAAGUUGGCAGUUCUUCCGUAUUCCCGUGACCUCCUCAAACUUUCUCUGAAAUUUCUUGGAAAGAGAUCAGAACAGGAAAGGAUGGCUGCUGCAAAGCUUAUGGCUUCACUUAUGACUAGUGAAGAUCCAAUUUUGGAGAGUAUAUCUCAUGGAUUAGUAGAAGCGAGGUCUGUACUUUCUGAUAUAGCUUUGAAUGAUCCGUCAUUUGACAUUCAACAACUUUGUAAAAAGUUGGCAACAUGCAUUACUUCUACAUAGCUUCUCCUUGACUAGGAAAAGCAUACAUCACCAUGUUAUAUUAUGAACUAGAGUUAUCCUUGGUUCAUAGGUGUACAUUUAUGAGCAGAAAAAUUACAUAUCAUUCAAUAACAUCUGCAGCCCUAACAAUAUGUAGAUGUAUCGUCUUUAUAUGUAUCUGUGUAUAUAUAUUGCCUUUUAACCAUCUAAACAUGACAUAAGUGUGUUAAAAGUGGUCGAAAACAUCAAUUUGGUGAACAUCUAUGAUACCAAGUUAUCCCUCA
This is a messenger RNA of Gossypium raimondii (Peruvian cotton), 3799 nucleotides long. RefSeq lists its product as uncharacterized. The transcript has 24 exons. The coding region runs from base 213 to 3536 and encodes 1107 amino acids. Lineage: Eukaryota; Viridiplantae; Streptophyta; Magnoliopsida; Malvales; Malvaceae. Gene Ontology annotation, molecular function: protein binding. The record is from RefSeq and is a predicted model, not a curated record.